Molecule: messenger RNA, 2121 nt
Organism: Leishmania major strain Friedlin
Lineage: Eukaryota; Euglenozoa; Kinetoplastea; Trypanosomatida; Trypanosomatidae
Exons: 1
Coding region: 1-2121 (706 amino acids)
Biological process (GO): regulation of cilium beat frequency
Cellular component (GO): axoneme; ciliary basal body
Source: RefSeq, a predicted model, not a curated record
AUGGACGUCAUACCGCUGGUGGCACAAGAGAUUGUGGCUCGCUAUCACAAGCAGGCAGGGGACCGCCCCAUGGGCUCCGCCGUCACGGUCGACCUUGCAGCGCUGCUGACGCGUCUCUGGCUGCUGAAGGAGCGUGCCCGAUUUGAUGACGCCGGUGAUGUGGCGGCGAGCGUUCUUCAUAUCGAAGCCCUGGCAGACGACGUGCUUGAUUAUCUUCUCCAUCGCUGCAGUCUCCCUAGCCUCUCCACGUUAUCCUUGCAGGUCCGCUGCGACACGCUGCGCACGUCUCGCGAAGAGCAGCAGCACAAGGCAGAGGUGAAGAAGGAGGCCAUCCGUGUACAGCUGGAGGGGGCACUGAUGUCGAUGGAACCUGGGAUGGUGAGCGCCGAGCAAGUCUGGAGCUCUCUCGCGGUCUGCUUUGUGCACCACUACAGUGGCCUUGGCUCACUGGCGUCGGCCGCGGCGAAGGCUGGUAGCGGCAGCAGCGGCACCUCCCACAGCGAAACUCUCUCCGCCGUCAGCGCGGCCCUCCCUCGUGCACAGGUGACUGCGUUCCUACGUCAGGACCGCGUGGAGCGGGCGGGCCAGCUGCGGCAGCUUCGUCGCAUCGCAUGGGGACUGCGGCUUUAUCAGAAGGAGACGGGCCGCACCGCUGGCGUGGACUUGAUGUCGCUGUCCACCACUGUGGACACACCGCUUGCGGAGCUUGAGGCAAAGGCGGAGGAGGCGGUGGCUGAGCUGGAGCCACGGGUGCGCCUCACGCGUGCACUGCUAGUGUCUCCGACCUGUCCUCUCGGUGCCGCGGCCCAUCAGCAGCUCAAGGAGGAGUACCACCACCUGCUUCUGGUCCAGCACGUUCUCCGGCAUGUGCAGUGCGGUCUUCAGCAGCUCCGCGAGUGCAUGAAUAGCCGCGUCAUGCAGCCAUACACAUCACUUUUAGCUGCGCUGCGGCAGUUGAUGCCGGUGAGCAAAGCGGCUGCAGCUGCGCAGGCAUCCUCGUCCGCGAUCACCGCCGCUUCACCGGCCGCUGCUGCCACCGCGCGUGGUGCGGCCGCUCCGAAGAAGGUGGUGUUUCCCAAGUUCAUGGAGCUGGCUGACGCGUAUGAGGCGGGCAUGCGCUGUGCUGGUGAGCUUGCACUUUGGUCGACGCUGCUGCGCGUUGCAACAGAGUCCGCCGCUGGAUACGACUCGACGCUGCCCAGAACCGCCGCAGAGGAAGCGCUCGCCCUCGCGGAGGCUGCACCGGCACCUCCUGUCACCUCUGCGAGUGCCCUGGCUGCCGAGGUCGGUGCCCUGCUUGACUCCGACGCAACGCGGCAGCGACUUCCUCCUGGUGUUCACGUGCGCUACCGCACCGACCUCCCGCUGCACACGGUCGACCCUACCGUGGCGCGGAUUUACCCCGAGUCUCUGUGCGCUAUGCGAGGCUACUGCCCCGUUCAACUCCUCGCCGGGUGUCCAACCGCGGGGCUGCUGAUACCUGGCCAAGUCCCGUCAGAGCCUUCGUCGCCCACGCUGUCGAAGACGUCGUUGGGAUGCAUGGAGGUGAGCGGCAGCGUCCGCCGCGUCGCUCUGGCGCGCCCACUCUACUUCAUCUUUGCGGACGCGGCUGCAAUGCGCGCCUUUGCGGCUGAUCCGUGGCGGUACGUGGAGGGCUGCCUGCACGUCUUCCACGCCGCCGAUCCAUGCCUGACUCUUGUGAUGGGGAGAGCCGCCGAGCUGCCGCGCGAGCUGUACUUGGAGGGGGCGCGUGUGGUGGAGCGGCUGAGGAGUGACUUAGCAAAUGCGCAGCACGAGCAAGAGAACAGGCAGAGCUGCGGCACGCAGACGGGGCAGAUCGACUCUUACAUCGACCACAACUACUUCUGGAACGAGUGGGAUCUCCGUCGACACGCACUGAAGCUGGCCAAUCUCAUGCAGAUGCGUACGCAUUCCUCGCAGACCGCCGCGCUGCACUUCCGCCGUGAGGCAGCGACGCAGGCGGACCCGAGAAAGGACUCUGAGGCGCAGACGCUGCACAACGCGGCAACGCAGCCGCCGCAUGUGGCGCAGUAUCUGAAGGGGCUUCGCGGCACUUACACAUCGGCGAUUGAGCAGGUGCGCAAAGUCAUCGAGCACUGA